Molecule: messenger RNA, 1101 nt
Organism: Coccinella septempunctata (seven-spotted ladybird)
Lineage: Eukaryota; Metazoa; Arthropoda; Insecta; Coleoptera; Coccinellidae
Product: gamma-glutamylcyclotransferase-like
Exons: 3
Coding region: 155-685 (176 amino acids)
Molecular function (GO): gamma-glutamylcyclotransferase activity
Source: RefSeq, a predicted model, not a curated record
AGGAUUAUUGGAUUAUAUCUUUGUUUAUAGACAAUUAUUAUAGGUUAUAUAAACAAAUACGUAAAACUUCUUAGCAAAGCCUGAGAGUUAAUUAAAUAAGAUAAAAGAUAAUAAUUAAGUGAAAUUUCUGAGAGUGCACUGUGGUUAUUCAAUCAUGAGCGGAAAAUUUUUGUAUUUUGCCUAUGGCAGCAAUUUAUUACAAAAAAGAAUACAUAUUAAUAAUCCCAGUGCAGUGAGAGCUGGUAUAGGAAAGUUGAAGGAUUACACUUUGGAUUUUAAUACUUAUUCCAAAAGGUGGAGAGGAGCCUCAGCAACCAUUGUCAAAAAAAAAGGUGCCCAUGUAUGGGGUGCUUUAUGGACAUUGGACAAUGAACAUAUGAGCACUUUGGAUGAACAAGAAGGUGUUAAACACAACCUUUACACCCCUUUAACUGUUGAAGUCGAAUGUCCUAAUGGAGAGAUACGAAUCUGCAGAGUUUAUCAACAAACUAACAAUCCCUUGAGUACAGACAAAAUCGAGAAUCUUCCUGAGGAUCGUAAACCUUCUUUUGUGUAUCUUAAAACUAUACUAGAUGGUGCUGACGAGUCUGGUUUACCACAGCAAUAUAAGGAAUUCCUUCUUAAAAUUCCUCAUAAUGGUUAUAAGGGAGAAGUUGACAUAGCAUUGGAUUUGCAUAUAAAUUGAAUUGAACCUAGGUGUUUCUAAACAUACUUAGAUAUCAAAGUUGUUUUUGUAUGAAAGAUUUUCUCAAAUUACCCUUCUAUUAUGAAGUGAGCUUACUUAAACACCUAAAAAGCUGUAAUUCUAACCCGUUUGUUGUAUAAAAUCGUAGAGGGGUUGAUACUCAAUGAUAAAAUGGGUGCAUUUAUCUAGAACAUUAACUGGUACUAUCCACAAUCAUAGCUUUGGGUUUCAAUUAACUUGUUGUGAUCACUGAAAUUUAGGUAAUUCAACUUUCAAGCCAUAGUAUGCAUUCCAUUUGAACAAAAAGAUUUUUGUAUUUUCGGUAGACAGCCCAAAUUAAGUUUAAUACAGAAUAUCAACGAAAAUAUGUCCACAAUGAUUAUACCAUUUAAGUGGUGAAUAUAUUUUAUCAUCUA